CACAAAAGUAUUUAAAUCAAAUAAACUGCAAAAUUGCAUUCAGUGUAACUGCAGCAAACGUUUAACAAACAACUCAAUAAUGGCGUCAUAUAAAAUCUACAAACUAUUUGUUGUUUUAUUCUUAGCACAAAACAUCCUCUGCAAACCUACUCAGGAUAACUCAGACGAGGACAAACUGCCCUUGCUUAACAUGGACACUUUGGUCAACACACUGAAAGAUUUUGCCGCCAAUGCCACAAAAGCCAAUGAACAAAUGUUUAAAGACGAAACUUUUCAAACAAAACUAAAAGCAAAUGACUCGGAGAAACCCCUCUUUUCGGAGAUAGAAAGUUUCGUCAAUAAACUUAGAGAAUAUUCCGCCAAGUUUGCCAAGGCCAGUGAAUCUCUGCUUAAAGACGAAACUUUAAAGGCCAACACUAAAGCGGAAUUGAUGGAAUUUAAAAAGGGUCUUCAGAUAUUCCUGGAUAAGUACGAUCCUUCAACAACAAAUAUUAAAGAAAUAUUUGAUGCCAUUGAAAUCUUUGCUAAUCUUACUUAUUACUACUAUCAAAUUCCCAAGAGUAAAUUAACACCGGAAUGCUUAUAUAUCAUGGAACUUUUAAACAAAUACAAUUGUAGAGAUAUGGUCAAGGAGAUGACUGACUAUAUGGAUGAUUUUUUUAAGAAGAUUAUUCAAAUGUUUGAAAAUAAUAAAACUGAGUACCAAAAACCGAUAGUUGAUUGGUUUGAGAAAUUCAUAACUGUAACCGAUAAGCAGCAGAAGUUUUAUGCACUUGCUGUCCUAGCUAAAUAUCAAGAAUAAAGUGGAAAUUAUAAAGAAUUUUAUAAAUUAAUUGUAAUGAAAAGUGUUUUAUUUAAAAUAAGAGAAAAAUAUUUUUUAAAACAAAUCAGAAA
Messenger RNA from Calliphora vicina (urban bluebottle blowfly), 894 nucleotides. RefSeq lists its product as uncharacterized. The coding region runs from base 80 to 802 and encodes 240 amino acids. The record is from RefSeq and is a predicted model, not a curated record. Lineage: Eukaryota; Metazoa; Arthropoda; Insecta; Diptera; Calliphoridae. The transcript is spliced from 2 exons.